AUGUUAUCUUGUCUUCGAAAUCGUUUUUUAAAUGGACCAAUCAAUGUUAGUCAAACAUGUAUACGUCAACUAUACUCAGAGAGUAAUGCAAUUCCAAGAAUCUUGAUAACAGGUGGACUGGGACAAUUAGGUGUACCAUUGGCAAAACGAUUACGAGAAAAAUAUGGCCAAGAAAAUGUUGUUUUAUCUGAUAUUGCAAGGCCAACAUCCGUAUUAUUAAAACAAGGUACCUAUCGAUAUGCGGAUGUAAUGGAUUACAAACAAGUUCAAGAAUUAAUUGUUAAUCAACAAAUUGAUUGGCUCAUUCAUUUAAGUGCACUAUUAAGUGCAGUGGGCGAACAAAAUGUUCCAUUAGCAAUGAAAUUGAAUAUUGAAGGUGUCCAUAAUAUUCUUGAUUUAGCACGAAAAUAUAAAUGCAAAUUGUUUAUACCAAGUACAAUUGGAGCAUUUGGACCCGACUCCCCAAGAAAUCCAACGCCUGAUUUCUGUAUUCAACGACCAAGAACGAUUUAUGGAGUAUCAAAAGUUCAUGCUGAAUUAUUGGGCGAAUAUUAUUUUCAUAAAUAUAACGUCGAUUUUCGAUGUCUAAGAUUUCCAGGAGUGAUAUCAGCAGAUACAAAACCGGGUGGGGGUACAACGGACUAUGCCAUUGAAAUCUUUCAUGAUGCAUUAAAAAAUAAUUCAUAUGAAUGUUAUCUGAGUGCUGAUACUCGUUUGCCAAUGAUGUAUAUCGAUGAUUGUGUAACAUCAAUUGAAUUGUUUAUGGAAGCAUCACCUGAAAAAUUAAAACAGCGAACGUAUAAUGUGUCCGCAAUGGAUUUUACACCAGAUGAAUUGGCAAAAGCUAUUCGAAAACAUUUUCCAAAAUUUAAAAUAACGUAUAAAACUGAUGCUCGUCAAAAUAUAGCCGAUUCAUGGCCAGAAGUAUUUGAUGAUCAAAAUGCUCGUCGAGAUUGGGGUUGGAAACAAAAGGUUGAUCUUGAUUUAUUGGUUACAAAAAUGUUUGACUUUUUAAAAAAUGGAAAAGUAUAA
Molecule: messenger RNA, 1032 nt
Organism: Didymodactylos carnosus
Lineage: Eukaryota; Metazoa; Rotifera; Eurotatoria; Philodinida; Philodinidae
Source: the annotation of a GenBank genome assembly